AUGGCGUCCGUUGAUGAUGUUGGUGUUGUCGUUCGUCCUUGUCAGAAAAAAGACACGCUUGAAGCAAAGAAGGUCUUCCGUGAAGGAUGCGUCAGUAAUUCACAGGACAUUUUCAGAAUAUUUCUCCACCGCAGUUCCUCUCGUCUCUACAUCAGUGUAAUGGCGUUCCUGGCAUGGCUAGUGUUCAGAUCCUAUAUCGUAGCCGGCUCCGCCAUUAUUAUUUUGAUACUAAUCUUAUAUGCAGUAUCUUAUAUUAAGUCUGUAGCAUACGCUAAAAGUCGCUUAAUGGCAGAUCUUCAGGAUAUAACAAAAAAUUACAUUGAUAACCGUAGAGCUACCUUCUUUGUGGCUGACGAUGGUGGUGACAUCGUAGGUACUAUUUCCCUCAGUGAAAUGCGAUCUGAUCCACUGGCAUUGGAAUUACAGACCCUCAGUGUAUCCAGGCUCUAUCGGAGAAUGGGAAUUGGGAAAACAUUAAUUGAAUCUGCCAUACAGUUCGGAAAAAAGAGACGUUACACAAGGAUACUAGCACACGUAGGUGAAUACCAGUUGGGAGCUCAAGCAGCCUUGGCAAAGUCAGGUUUUUAUCUGAAAUCUAAGAAAUUAGUUACUUUUUUUGCAUUCUUUCAACUUUAUCAAAAAAUUUAUAUCUAUGAUUUUAAAAAAUAG
This is a messenger RNA of Saccoglossus kowalevskii, 669 nucleotides long. Its product is annotated as N-acetyltransferase 8-like. The record is from RefSeq and is a predicted model, not a curated record. NCBI's taxonomy places the organism in Eukaryota, Metazoa, Hemichordata, Enteropneusta, Harrimaniidae. Gene Ontology annotation, molecular function: N-acetyltransferase activity.